GCGCCGACGGUCGCGGCUUCCAGUCUGGUCGUCGCUCGCGCCCUUUCCGAACGGGCCCGCCAUGUUACAUUACAAAAUUCCCAACUCUUACAACACGCGAACGCAAUAAAAAAUAGACAUUAUCUGUGCGUAAUUUAAUAAUAAAAACUUCUUUAUAUUUCUGUGAUCGGCAUCUUUUUUUAGUGGACUCUGUGACGUGUUUGACAGUUGAAACUUUUAAUUCGCUAAUGUAGUUGUUUAAAUUUUUCCGCGGAUUUGAGUUUUGUCGGCGGAUUUGUGUGCAGUGCGAAAUCAUUAAUUGGAUAAGUGAAAAGUUUUUAUUUAUGGUCCAUUGUGCCGGGUGAAUAGUGAAUGUGACUGGCGAUGACAAUUUAAAGUGAACUUCUACUAAUGAAGAUAAGUGAUAAAGGAGUGCGUUUGCCCUAAUGAUGUGAAAAAAUAAAACUAUCGUGAUGUGGUUUGCGGCGUUGGUGUGUUUUUUCUGUCAUUUAGGUAUUUCAGCGGGCGGCGGCGGUGACACCAGUGAGGAAGCGACCACGACCACCGUCGACUUCGCGUUCAAUGCCACUUCUAGCACCGAGAGCGUCGCCCAGCCAUACUUCGACAAUGCAACGAAACGCGACUAUACCGCCGCUGUGGGCCAGCCGGCGUAUCUACAUUGUCGAGUGAAAAAUCUGGGAGAUCGAGCGGUAUCCUGGAUACGCAAACGCGACCUGCACAUCCUCACAGUGGGAGUUCACACAUACAGCAGCGACGCGCGUUUCGCCGCACUACACACGGACGGAUCGAACGAAUGGACGUUACGAGUGGCGCCUGCGCAACCACGUGACUCAGGAUCGUAUGAGUGUCAAGUGUCCACUGAGCCUAAGAUUAGUCUGUCGUUUAGGCUUACCGUUGUAGUUUCAAAAGCAGAAAUACUCUCUGGACCGGAGUUGUUUGUGAGAGCUGGUUCUGACAUUAAUCUCACUUGCAUAGCCAGGCAUGCUCCCGAUCCGCCAAGUUUCAUCUACUGGUAUCGCGGUUCAAACGUGGUGAACUACGCCCAACGCGGCGGCAUCAGCGUCGAGACGGAACAACGCACGCGCACCAGUCGCCUGCUCAUCGCGCGAGCCUCGCCAAGAGACUCCGGGAACUAUACCUGCGCACCUAGCAGCUCGGAUUCGGCGUCCGUGGUGGUGCACGUGGUGAGCGGAGAGCGGCCGGCAGCGAUGCAGAGCCGGUCCAAGAGAAUAUCGCCCUUACCGCCCCUGAUGCUUCUCUCGCUCAAAACAAGUCAAUUGAAAACAUUCCUUACCACAACCAUGCUAUACAUACUUUUAAUGUUUCACUAUUCAUCGAGAUCUAUUAGAAAUAUAAGUUUUCUGUUGAACAAUUAUUGUAUCAGAAGGUUUGUGACUAGAUGACCAGCUCCAGCUGAUGUUGGUAAUGUUGCAUAAAAUGCAGGCACAAACACUUUUAAAUAGGGUUUUUAAUUAGCCGUAAGUCAAACUGACGUAUAAAGAAACGAAUUAUUGUAAUAAGCAUCUUUUUAUUACGAAAUCAUUUUAUCGUUCAUUUGUUAAGCUUUGC
This is a messenger RNA of Helicoverpa armigera (cotton bollworm), 1569 nucleotides long. RefSeq names its product hemicentin-2. The transcript has 7 exons. Bases 453 to 1403 code for a protein of 316 amino acids. The record is from RefSeq and is a predicted model, not a curated record. Gene Ontology annotation, cellular component: neuron projection membrane. Gene Ontology annotation, biological process: synapse organization. Lineage: Eukaryota; Metazoa; Arthropoda; Insecta; Lepidoptera; Noctuidae.